Dryobates pubescens (Downy woodpecker) is the source of this 1401-nucleotide messenger RNA. RefSeq names its product transmembrane and ubiquitin like domain containing 2 (gene TMUB2). The transcript is spliced from 3 exons. Lineage: Eukaryota; Metazoa; Chordata; Aves; Piciformes; Picidae. Gene Ontology annotation, molecular function: protein binding. The record is from RefSeq and is a predicted model, not a curated record. The coding region runs from base 535 to 1401 and encodes 288 amino acids.
CUGGUCCUCCCCCGCCCCCCUUCACCUCCCGGCGGUGUCGGCGGCGCUGUGACGUGGCGCUUCCGGCGCGCGGGCGGCGGCGGGACGCGGAGUAGGACCGCUGCUCAGGAUGGCGUGACCCUGGCUGGGCACCGAGGGGCGUCGGGAGCCCACCGGGACCUCUGCUGGCCCCAGGAAGGUACAGGCAGCCCCGCGGAGCGCUCGGCUCCUUCCUGCCCCGGGCUGGGGUUGUAAUUGCAGGUGCUGUGCUCCUAGCUGGCGCGUAGGGAGCGAUAGCAUCUCCCUCCUCCCCGCGGGGCCGAGCGCGGUACUGCUGCACCGUAACUUCUGCACCCUCCGAGCAGCCAAGGGGCUGCCACCCUCCUGCCUGCUCAGAUCCGACCCCCCCAAGCCGGGCAAGACCCCAGAGCAGCCCCUGCUGCCACCCUGCAGCUGGUUUGUGCCUGCCACAGGGGCUCCGUGAGAGGCUUGAGGCGGUAAGCGAGGUGCCAGGGUGAGAAGGAGCAAUCCCAGCCCCUCCAGCACCCUCUGGAGAUGGAGCCCCCCGCUGCCACCUUCAUCCAAGGGGUGGGUGAUGAGGUGACAGUGGUGGCCGGGGUGGUGGUGCUGGUGCUGGCCCUGGUCCUGGCCUGGCUGUCCACCUACGUGGGCGACAGCAGCAGCCAGCUGCUGGGCACCAUCGUGGCGGCAGGGGACACGGCUGUCAUCCGCCUGGGCCACGUGGAGAGGUUCGUGGGGACAGCAGGGGCAGAUGAAGCCCCAGAGCCCCCCGGGGUCCCUGAGAACACAGAGGAGAAGACAGAAGAGGAGGAGGGGGCAGCGUUGGGGCCAGCCACGGAGCAAGGGGACAGCGGCAGCCCCCCCGAGCCUGGCCUGGCCAUCAGGAGCCUGCCCAAAGGGACCUCGGGCGCUGAGCCCAGCCCAGGGGGCAGUGAGAUCUGCUCUGGGCUCAUCAAGAUCCGGCUCAAGUUCCUCAAUGACACCGAGGAGGUGGCUGAGGUUCGGCCUGAGGACACCGUGGGGGUCCUCAAGAGCAAAUACUUCCCGGGCCAGGAGAGCCAGAUGAAGUUCAUCUACCGCGGGCAGCUGCUGCAGGACCAGGGCCGGACGCUGCGCUCGCUGCGCAUCACCGACAACUGCGUCAUCCACUGCCACCGCAGCGCCGCCGCCGCCGCCGCCCCCCCCGGCCUGCCCGAGCCCCCCGCCGCCGCCCCCCGCGCCGCCAGCAGCCUGCCCCUGGGCGCCGGGAGCCUGCUGGUGCCGGCGGUCGUGGUGGUGCUGGCCCUCGCUUGGUACUUCCGCAUCCACUACCGGCAGCUCUUCACCGCCCCGGCCACCGUCUCCCUGAUCGGUGUCACUGUGCUCUUCAGCUUCCUGAUGUUUGGGCUGUACGGACAGUAA